Trichophyton rubrum CBS 118892 is the source of this 975-nucleotide messenger RNA. RefSeq lists its product as uncharacterized. The transcript is spliced from 4 exons. Bases 1 to 975 code for a protein of 324 amino acids. NCBI's taxonomy places the organism in Eukaryota, Fungi, Ascomycota, Eurotiomycetes, Onygenales, Arthrodermataceae. The record is from RefSeq and is a predicted model, not a curated record.
AUGGAGUUCCAAUACUCUUAUGAGAUUGAUCCACAGUUCUAUGAGACAGACGGUCUCGACCUGGGCCUUCCCCUUCGUAUGCAUCUCGACCCAUAUAAGGAAAUCAACGGUGCUCUACGUGCCCAAGACGACUGGAGCAAGAACGUACGCCCGGUGUAUAGCUAUAAGGGCGGACUUGGUUACCCAUUUAGCUUUAUUCGAGUGACUGUUCCAGAGUGCCUCCCUGAGAGACUGGAGAUCAUAUCGUAUGCUAACGAGUUUGCUUUCCUCUAUGACGACGCCAUGGAGAAGCUUGACCUUAAAGGGUAUAAAGAUGGACAGCAUCACGAUAUGCUUGAUGCCUUUGGUGAUGAAAAGGCACUAGAUCAAGAAGCCACAUCUCAUGAUGGCCAAGAGAAGAAACUUCAGGCCCAGAUUUUGGCCAACAUGGUUGCCAUUGAUCCCCCACGCGCUAUCACGUCUAUGAAGGCAUGGUCUAAAUUCGUGCAACUUGCUUCUCGAACGAGAACACGGCCGUUUGACACACUGAAAGAAUACAUUCCCAGUCGAGUCAUCGACGCUGGAGAGCUGAUCUGGUUCGGGACAUUGACCUUUGGAAUGGCCCUUACCAUCCCAGACGACGAGCUAGAGCUUUGUAUGGAGUUGGCUAGGCCGGGAUACGCUGCUCUUGGCCUCACUAAUGACCUCUAUUCCUGGAGAAAGGAGCGUGAUGAAGCAGCAGCAGACGGCCUAGACUACGUUUUCAACGCAGUCUGGGUCAUUAUGCAGGAGCGAUCUCUCAGUGAAGAAGACGCAAUGAUUGCAUGUGCAGAGGAAAUAAAAAAGCAGGUGGCCGAAUUCAACAUCAUUGUCGAAAAGGCGAAGCAGGACUCCAACCUUUCCAAAGAUACUCGAGCAUACCUAGAAGCAGUGAGAUACAGCCAUGUCGGGAACCUCGUCUGGAGCAUCUACUGCCCACGUUAUCAUGACUACUGA